Molecule: messenger RNA, 7085 nt
Organism: Dunckerocampus dactyliophorus (ringed pipefish)
Lineage: Eukaryota; Metazoa; Chordata; Actinopteri; Syngnathiformes; Syngnathidae
Gene: cep170aa
Product: centrosomal protein 170Aa
Exons: 21
Coding region: 136-4983 (1615 amino acids)
Cellular component (GO): centriole
Molecular function (GO): protein binding
Source: RefSeq, a predicted model, not a curated record
CGCCCCUCUCUGGCGGCUGCCGGUGUACCAAGCAAGCGUUGAGCAGCCGAGGAGGAACCGCGGGAGUGGAGGCCGGAGCCAGACAGUACUGCGGCAGCAACGGUGUGCAACACAAGCAGCUGCAGCGGUGCAGAGAUGAGCGUGACCUCCUGGUUCCUGGUGAGCAGUGGGGGCACUCGCCACCGACUACCCCGGGAGAUGAUCUUUGUUGGGCGGGAUGAUUGCGAGCUCAUGUUACAGUCACGCAGCGUGGAUAAGCAGCACGCAGUCAUCAAUUACGAGCCGGGCUCAGAUGAACACAAAGUCAAGGACCUGGGCAGCCUGAAUGGGACCUUUGUAAACGACGUCCGCAUUCAAGAGCAGAUGUACAUCACCCUCAAGCUGGAGGACAAGCUGAGGUUUGGAUAUGAUACCAACUGGUUUACGGUGGAGAGAGGUGAGCUCACUGUGCCGGAGGAGGCUCUCAAGCAUGAAAAGUUCACCAGCGGCCUCCAGCUGAGCAAGAAGCCGUCCAACGGUGAAACUACGAGCGCGACGACCACGGCCAAGUCUCCAAUUAAGACCCCAUCAAAGACGCAGAAGUCUUCGCUCAGUUGUGGCGCCCCCAGGUCCGGCCAGACGACAACAGAUGGGGUCUCUCUAUCUAAGGAGCACACACACAAAUCUGGAGACACUCACAAAGCAGAAGAAAAGAUUGGAGGGGAUGUUGCGUCUCUGCCCCGUGGGACCCCCCUGUACGGGCAGCCGGCUUGGUGGGGGUACGGGGAUGCAGACGACGAGAACUCCUUCAAACAGGACACCAAGACGUCUGGCAAGAAGCAUGACUUCACUGAGGGCAAGGAGGCUCGUCGUGGAGGGACAACAAAAGAGGACGGCCACAAUCCAAGCUACAUGGAGAUGCCUACCAAGGAGAAUCAUGUGGCCACUAAUGGCAUCUAUGAGAUUCCCACCAAGGACACAGAGGGCGCCGCCUCUCACGGCAGCACAGCUCAAGGGCACGCCUCCUUCACAAUAGAGUUUGACAACACUUCCCCGGGGAAGGUCACCAUUAAGGACCAUGUGUCAAAGUUCAUGCCCGGCCAGCACAGGUCGCGGGGUAAGAGGAGCGUAGCGGGAAGCGGCGGGUCGGGCGGGCGGGACCUGAGCACACUCCAGGCAGCCAUGAUGGCAUCGGAGAGCAAGGUGGCCGACUGGCUGGCGCAGAAUGACCCAACGCUGAUCCGCGGCGAGUCGACAACGGAGGACGACAGCAAAAGCAAUAAGAGUGAUGUGCCGGUGCAUCUCAAAAGGCUGAAAGGGAGCAAACACGAAGAUGGUACCCAAAGUGACUCUGAGAACGGUCUGGGCCUGUGCUUCGCCAGUCGCCGCCACGCCCUCGAGGAGCGCCUAAAAGCGGCGCACGGCCACGUUGGAGGCGGUGGAGGAGGAGCCGGGGAGAACGUGACGGUGACGGGGUCCCGAGCCGGCAGCACCCGCACGGCCUUCAUGAUAGAGUUCUACGACGAGGAAAACCCACGCAAGCGUCGGUCGUAUUCGUUUUCGCAGACAGCGCCUCUGCUAGCCGGAGCUGGCGGAGAGGGGCUGUGUCCACAACCCCCCUCUCAGCCUAAAGUGUUCAGCAUUUCCACCUCGGCUACAACGGCCUCAGACUCAGGUAAAGCCCCAUUACCGAUAUCUGCCACAGUGGCAGCAGGUGCCCCGACGGCGGCCCGCGUUCUCCUCAAACAGCGAUCCGAGGACCCCAGCAUUGGCCGGAGCUCAAUCAGCACCGGGCUGGCAACGGGGACCCCCAGCACACCCAGCGAGGACGCCUCCAUUGUGGGUCGAGGAGCAGGGGCAGCUGGAAGGGAGGCGGCGGAAGAGGAGCACAGUGACAACGGAACCUACACUAUUGAGCUGGAGAACAGGAACGUGGAGGAGGAGGAAGCCCGGCGUAUGAUUGACAAGGUAUUUGGGCUGCAGCAGAACCAGGACUCCUGCAUAUCAGACCUGCAAGGGGAGGGGAAAGGAAAGGAAGCUGCAGAGACAGGAAAGGAGGCUCCUCCCUCCGACUCAAGCUGGGUCUCCCAGUGGGCAAGUUUGGCUGCCAAUCACACCAGGACCGACCCAGAAGGUUCUGGGGCCGAGACAGCUUCCUUUGUGGACAGAGAAAGAGAAGGAGAUGCCUUGGUGUGCAGCAAAGGCGAAUCGUCAUCAAAUCUGACUGACCGCAAGCGUCGGACCCUUCCCCCUCUUCCUGUGGAUGACCCCCGCACCAAAUCCAGCACCGCCAAACCUCCACUGCUGAGGUCAGAGAUUGGAGAAAAGCAGGACACAGAACCACAAGAGAAAGAGCACAAGGGAGACGGGGAAUCCCCACCCCCUCCCAUGGAGAACGGUGACAUGACCAACAAACACAAAACGAGCGCCACCACCUCUCCCCGCAAGGCUCUUCAGCAGAACUCUGGCAGCAGUGAGCGCAGGAAGAGGUCGGAGAAAAGGAAGGAGGAAGAAGGGGAAGGAGAGGGAGGAGAUAAGUCCGUGAAGUCACUUGUGCGCCAAGGCAGCUUCACCAUUGAGAAGCCCAGCAGCAGUGUCCCCUCGGAGCUCAUCCCGCGCAUCAACAGGGGCGGCACUGCUACUCGCGAGCGCAGCGACUCCGUGGGCAGCAUGGACACAGCCACACUCCUGAAGGACACUGAAGCUGUCAUGGCGUUCCUGGAAGCCAAACUAAGAGAUGAAAACAAGCUGGAGCAGAAAGCUUCUAAAACUAGCAGCAUCAGCAGUCAGAUUUCAGGAUACAGCUUCCCGCCUCGGACCGACUCCAUCUCCCCGGAGUCAGACGUGGACACGGCCAGCACGGCCAGUCACGUGGCCAUAGAGGCUGAUGCGAAGGCCGGCAGCAUGCAGAAACGACGUUCCUUGAGUAGCAUGCACCGGGAGAAGAGCAACAUGAACGCAGCCUCCAAAUCCAGCGUCUCUGCCAGCGCACGGGAUCGCUUAGAGAGGAAGACGAAAAGCAGAACCACAGAAGCAACAAGUCGGACUGAAAUGCGCCAUACUGUUCAGCCGUCAUCUUCCAGAGUACGCCAGCCUUCCCUGGAUCUCACAGAUGACGACCAGACAUCUUCUUUCCCCAUUUCUGACAUCCUCUCAUCAGACCAGGAGACAUACUCUGGUUCAGCACAUGGAUAUGAUAGCAGAGCUGCAAAGACCGCUACAAGCGGGUCUUCCAAAUCCAGUCGUACUCUUCAUGCUUCAACAAUGGCCUCACAGAGCAAGCAGGCUGCACUGCCUAAGCCACGGCCCACCAGAGCCUCUCUCCUCCGCAGAGCCCGCCUAGGGGAUACCUCUGAUACAGAUCUGGCCGAUGCGGACCGAGUGUCUGUAGCCUCCGAGGUAUCAACCACCAGCUCCACCUCCAAACCUCCGUCUGGCCGAGGGGGGAUGUCUCGACUGGACAUGCUGGCUCAGCCUCGUCGGAACCGACUGGGCUCCAUCUCGGCUCGCAGCGACUCUGAGUGUACAGUGUCACGGAGCUCCACCGCCUCGCCACGCCUCUCGUCCGAGACAGCUUUGCGUUUGGGCUUACGCUCGUCCACGCCUACAGAGAACAAACUGACACCAAGGAUGAGGGCCAACAGUGUGUCUAAACUCAACGAAGCCAGAACCAAGACCUCUACGACUGGAUACUGCUCUCCUACAGAGAGCUCUCAUCCAGAGCCUGGCGGCGCUGACACAGAUGAAGAACUUCUUGUGUCCAGCAGCAACAGGUGGAGACGCCUGCCACCAGAGUACGCCUCCACUUCAGAGGAAGAGUUCAGCUCUAGCCGCAACUCUCCAAAACAUGGAGGGCGCCCCCACACGCGGCCGCAUCACCUUGUCCCAAGCCGCGGUUCAAAACCCACCACCAGCACGACCACCACUGCAAGCCAGGCGUCUGGUGCGGUGCCAGGGGUGGGCGGCGUCGUGCUUAAACACCGCAUGAAAGAACAAGACGAGUACAUUCGAGACUGGACGGCACACAGUGAGGAGAUAGCCAGGUUGUUCCCAUGUGUGCGCAGGAUCAGCCAGGACCUGGCCAAGGACCUGGCCACCUUGGCCCGCGAGAUCCACGAUGUGGCGGGCAAGAUCGACUCGGUCAGCUCGUCGGACACGGCGCCCAGCACCACCGUCAGCACCGCCGCCACCACACCGGGCUCAGCCAUCGACACGCGUGAAGAGGUAGGCCCAGCCCGUUCCACGCAGCCGGACUUACAGGAGAGCAUGAGACAGUUGGUGGAUCGGGUGUUUGAUGAGAGCCUCAAAUUCAGAAAAGUCCCUCCUGUCAUCUCCACCGCCAAGAUGCCAGAGAUCAACGGCAAGCCGGCUGAACUCCGACCCCGCGCCCCGGACAGCCACGAGCCCCGAGCUCUGAGGAGACGGACCUGGAACCGAGAGGAUGCGGUGUUGGACAGCCUUCUGCUGCAUUCAGUCUCUCAGCUGUCCACCAAGAUCAGACACUCUGCCGACAAAACAGCAGGAAAAAUCAGGAUAUUGUUCAAGGAUCAGGAAAGGAACUGGGAGGACAUUGAAAGCAAACUGAAGUCAGAGAGUGACGUGCCACUUUUGAAAACUUCCAACAAGGAGAUCUCGUCUGUGCUACUUGAGCUUAGAAGAGUUGAGAAGCAGCUUGAAGUGAUUAAUCUGAUGCUGGACCCAGAUGGCACGCUGGACACCUUGGCCAGCCCCAGCAGCCCAACCAAGCCUCUGAUUAGCAAACCAAUGCCCCCCUCUACCAGCAACCCUGCCCCCCAGCAGCUCCCAACCAAAGAACUGCUGCCAGAGAUCCUUCCUGCAUCUGGAGGGUCAGCAGAGUCCGCCAGGGUUCCUCCGUCUUGCUCCGCUUCUAACACGGACGCCACAACGCGGGACGUCACCACGAGUCUUGGGUUAACAGCAGUCGGGGGGCUGCCUUUUAACCGAAUGAGGCCCAGCGGGAAGGAGGCCCUUGCACAGAAGUGAGAUUACAGUGACUGAAGUGGAACCGUGAAUGAACCACUAUUAGCGUUUCAGCUGCAUUUAGACUGAACACUCAGCAUACCACCUCCUCAUCCUCCUCCUCCUGUGUGGACCCUUCCUCCAUGCCUUAAAAACACAUCCCAGGAACCCUCAAACAAAACUCUCUGCUACUAAUCAGACAAAUAGAAUGCAUUGUAUACCUGACUUUAUGACAAUACAUAGUAUUUCUUUUUGCACUACAGUAUAAAAACAAUUUCAGCAGCCUUAUGUGACCAACUUACUCCAAAAUAUGCUUUGUAAGUGAAAGGAAUCCAUUAUUACACAAAUCAAGCAAGCGGAAAUGCAGUUCUGACAAAUGUGAAUACACACCUCACAUUGCAGCAAGCAUUUGUAUUAUAUCUCGUCAAGGGACAAUACUAUAGAAAGUAAAGUCUGUUACACUUUAGAGCCGUCAGUGUGCAGCUGGUGUGGCGGUAUAGAUUUACUGUCCAUUGAAAAGGAGUCAACUCACAGCCAUUAUUGUCUAAAUAGCUGGCAACACAAGUGAGUGCACCUUACAGUGAACAUGUCUACAUUGUGUCCUUGGUGUGAAUAUUUAUCGUGAGCAGUAUUGUUACCUAGCACCACCUUAAUCGACAUCACUGGUGGAGCCGGUGGAUAUUAAGACACCUUGCACUUUUCCACCUUCCUUCCUCUCGCUUGACGAUGCCCCACAGGUGUUCAAUAGGGUUCAGGUCUGGGGGAGACGUAUUGGCCACAACAUUACCUUCACCUCAGCAAGGUACUUGUCUUCUUGAAGGUGUGCUUGGGCCCCUUAGUUUACCAAGGGAGGGAGAUUGUGCUCUGCUUCAAACAGUACAUGUUGCAAUUCAGGUUUCCCCUCAUCCCCUCAAUGAGCCAUGGCUCCCCAGGGCCGGGAACACUUAUGCUUGCUACCACUGCCAUGCUUGACUCUGUAGGCGAGACAGUUAUCGUGCUACUCACUUGUGUCGCCAGCUGUUGAGACACUAAUGACUGUGUGUUGACUUACUUUCCAUCACUACUGCUAUACAAGCUGUACACAGACUACUCCCCAUGUCCCAUGACAAGAUAUUCUGGAAUCCAAAUGUUGCAGAAAUGUGAGGGGAGCAGUCACUUGAAGUACUUGUGAGAUACUGUAGUUUUAAACAGUCGGGACAUUGCAUAUUUUUUUUUUUUUUUUAAGUGUUUUACUCGUCCCGUCCUCCGAACCUACGAGUUGGACCUCCAGUAGCAUGUAGUAGUUUAAUGUGUGUGAGGAGUUUUACGCUUAAGUAAGAAAGUACCAAAGUGAGGGUUUAUUUUGUUAAUGCACAGUUCACCCAAUUCUUUCAGUUUGGCAACAUGAAAUUCUUACUUUUAUUAUUGCUGCCUUAUCCUCAUUUGGCCUGUUGGAACUGGUGCCAUUGGCUUCUGUAGCACUCAAGUGUCCUAUCAUUUUUUUGCAAUUGGUCGUUUUCUACUUUAAUCUUGUAUUGAAAAAAAAAGUAGCUAUUUUGUAAUAUUUGGAUACUGAUGUUGUUUUGUAGGCAUUUUGCCAGUUUAAUGUGGCAUAAAAAAUGUUUGUGAACUUCCUGUUUUCAAACUAGCUCCUCCCUCCUAUUUAUGAAUGUUGCUCAUAUUGCGGCUUCAUGUGGAAAAAAAAAUUGUACAUUGUUCAUCGUCCUGCAGCUGUUUUGUCAACAUGUAUCUACUUUUAAGGACAUAAACCACUUCCUGUACCCAUGCUCAUCUUGUUUAGUGCUAGUACUGAAGAGGAUUUAGGAUCCAGUUAUGAGAUGAUCUGCUAUACUGUACCUGAUUGGCAGAUAAUGAAGACAAAAAAAGUUUAUUUUGCACUUUUCUUUUUUUUUGCUUAGAGAAACGGCGCUAGCCGGCAUCAUGGCCCAAGCGUUAACUUUUUUUUUUUUUAAUCAAGAAAGCCAGCUGAAGUGAAUAUUCGGUACCAGUAUUUUUAUUUUUGUUUGAAAAGAGAAAAAAAACCCACAAUUUUAAUUUAUUUUUUGUUUAAUAUUUUGUGGAUGUUUUAUGUAUUUUAUAUUUGUUCAACUCUGCAGUUUUUAAUGUCAAUAAAACAGAGCCAUCCA